This is a messenger RNA of Drosophila montana, 414 nucleotides long. RefSeq names its product PAX-interacting protein 1-like. NCBI's taxonomy places the organism in Eukaryota, Metazoa, Arthropoda, Insecta, Diptera, Drosophilidae. The record is from RefSeq and is a predicted model, not a curated record. The transcript has a single exon. Bases 1 to 414 code for a protein of 137 amino acids.
AUGCCAUGUGUGGCAAUUGGUCAGCGCAUUGAUUUCAGCUGCGUCACCUUCUUUUGUGGGGCCAAACGGCUGCAACUGCAACUGCAACUGCAAUCGCUGCAGCCGGCCCAGCCGCAUGUUUGCCUAAUGACAGCGCCCCAGCAGCAGCAACAGCAGCAGCAACAGCAGCAGCAGCAGCGGCGGCAGCGGCAGCCCUCAGUGUUGCAGCUUUCAGCUUCCAGCUUGGCGUGCAACAACAAUGACAACGACAACAAUUGCGAGGUGCGGCGGCAACAAUUGCAUUUGCAACGGCGACUGACAUUUGAUCGAAAGGCAAGCCGCUGCUGCGGAAGCUCAUGCCACAGUCUAUGCCGUGGCAUGCCACAUGUGGCCGUAGCUGUUGCUGUUGCUGUUGCUGUUCCCAAAAGGCGCUGA